Messenger RNA from Clonostachys rhizophaga, 615 nucleotides. The record is from the annotation of a GenBank genome assembly. NCBI's taxonomy places the organism in Eukaryota, Fungi, Ascomycota, Sordariomycetes, Hypocreales, Bionectriaceae.
AUGGCCAAGAUUGCUAUCGUCUACUACUCCAUGUACGGUCAUAUCCGUACCUUGGCUGAGGCCGAGAAGAAGGGUAUCCAGAAGGUCGAGGGCGUCGAGGUCGACGUCUACCAGAUCCCCGAGACCCUCCCUGAGGAGGUCCUCAAGAAGAUGUACGCUCCCGCCAAGGCCGCCGACAUCCCCGUUCUCGAGGAUCCCUCCACCCUCGAGCAGUACGAUGCCUUCCUGAUUGGUAUCCCCACCCGUUACGGCAACUUCCCCGCCCAGUGGAAGACCUUCUGGGACAAGACCGGCAAGCAGUGGCAGUCCGGCGGCUUCUACGGCAAGCUCGCCGGCCUCUUCAUCUCCACCGCCAGCCUGGGAGGCGGCCAGGAGUCCACCGCCCUCGCCAGCAUCUCCACCCUCGCCCACCACGGCAUCAUCUACGUCCCCUUCGGCUACGCUAAGGCGUUCGGCCAGCUCACCGACCUCUCCGAGGUCCACGGCGGUGGCCCCUGGGGCGCGGGGACCUUCGCCUCCGGUGACGGCUCCCGCCAGCCUUCCGAGAGGGAGCUCGAGAUCGCCACCAUUCAGGGCGAGGUCUUCGCCCAGACCGUCAAGAAGCACUUUGGGUGA